Messenger RNA from Scleropages formosus (Asian bonytongue), 2479 nucleotides. Its product is annotated as chloride intracellular channel protein 5-like. The transcript has 6 exons. NCBI's taxonomy places the organism in Eukaryota, Metazoa, Chordata, Actinopteri, Osteoglossiformes, Osteoglossidae. The record is from RefSeq and is a predicted model, not a curated record. The coding region runs from base 2 to 1039 and encodes 345 amino acids.
GAUGGUGGAUGAAAAAGAAAGAUCAUUAAACUCACUGGAGGAGCAUCUAGCAGAGGAGUCAAAGGAGUCUCCUGUGGUCCUGGAUGAAGUUAAUGGGGCAGAGUCUACCAGCUCCUCCUCAUCUGAGCAAGGUGAACCCAUAAACGAUGAAAUGGGCUCCCCGACAGCUGAGUAUGAGGACAGCGUGGAGGAUGGCAUGCUCAUGGCUUUCAGUUUGUCCUCCAGUAAAACCAACGAACCCGAGGAAAUCAUUGACUACAGCCUUCGGACAGAGGACAGAGACAACAGCUCUGCUGCAGAGGCCAAGGUGGCAGAUCCAGGCCAACCUGAGAUUGCCCUUUUUGUCAGGGCGGGGAGCGACGGAGAGAGCAUCGGCAAUUGCCCCUUCUCUCAGAGACUCUUCAUGAUCCUCUGGCUCAAGGGGGUUGUCUUCAAUGUCACUACCGUGGACCUAAAGAGGAAACCUGCGGACCUCCACAACCUGGCCCCGGGCACCCAUCCCCCGUUCCUCACCUUCGAUGGCGAAGUUAAGACCGACAUUAACAAGAUCGAGGAGUUUCUGGAGGAAGUGCUGGCGCCUCCAAAGUACCCCAAACUCGCUGCGAAGAACAGGGAAUCCAACACAGCAGGGAAUGACAUUUUUGCCAAGUUCUCGGCAUAUAUUAAAAACACAAAACCAGAGGCCAACGCAGGUCUUGAGAGGGGUCUGGUGAAGGCCCUGAAGAAACUGGACAGCUACCUAAACACUCCGCUCCCAGACGAGAUUGACGCAGACAGCAUGGAAGAUGAGAAGACCUCGAACCGCAAGUUCUUGGACGGCGAUGAACUGACUCUGGCUGACUGCAACCUCCUGCCAAAGUUACACAUAGUCAAGGUUGUUGCGAAGAAGUACCGUGACUUCGAGAUCCCGGCAGAUCUGAGCGGGGUGUGGAGGUACCUGAAGAAUGCCUAUGCCAGAGAUGAGUUCACCAACACCUGUGCGGCCGACAAGGAGAUCGAGCUUGCCUACAUGGAUGUGGCCAAGAGGCUCGCGAAGUGAGGGGUCCCGGAGCUCCCCUCCCCACCAGCCGGAGUCACCCUGACACGUGGUGUGCUGUUGCCAUUUCCCACUUUCCCUCCAAGCUUUGGUCAGUGUCAGAGCUCAACCUGGCCGGGACACACCUUGCGGCUGAGGUCCUGCCAGCCACAUCCUUUGCCCUGUGUCUAACAAUUCUCAUUUGUUUUAUUGUAUUGUGAAUGCUAAGGUAGGCCCAGGGUACCUUUCGCACAGUAGCAUUCGAACGGGUGACAUGAUCAGUUGCCUGCAGUAUAUUUUCUUUUGCAAGCGUUCGCGUCGUAACGGCUGGGUCGAGGCAGUUUGUCUUGAGAUGACUGAACAUACUCUCUCAGAAAAGUAAAUCAAUCACAUAUUUGUGAUUGUGAGCUGUGUUGCAUGACGCAAACAUUAAAUUAAUUAAACGCUGCAGCUGUUAUAUUGUCAUUGAUUUAGUCUUGCUUUUGAAUGAAAUGCAUAGAAUUCUAUAAAUAUUCUAUUUAUAUACGGAACAAAUCUCUUCAUUUUUUGCACAAAUGAAUUUAUUAUGAUUGUAAUAAUUUGUAUUCUGUGUGAUAGCUCUCUAUAUAUAUUUUUGCAUUGUUCAGUUAAUGCCAGAAGUGGUCAAAAGAUGCAGUUAAUUGUCUUAAUUAUGUUGCCUUCAUUUUCUAUCUGAACAUGUCAUAUUAAUCAGAACAACUUAAACACUCCUACAGAUCCUUUCUUUGCAGUAUGCAUGGAAUUCCUCACAUAACAUCUGUUGAUGCUAUAUUAUUUUAACAUCAUUAUUUACAGACAGCAAUGUAUCAUGUCAUUUAUUACAGGCAAUUACUAACAUGGCAGAUAAUCUACAGUAAUUAAAAUUUCUAUAUUUUUCUGCUGAAAUUUGGAUCAAGCAAAAUUGCUUGCUAAAUUAACUCAAUCGCUAUGGACAAAUAUAAUUUUCGGAAGGGAAGUCCACUUUAUUCCAGUAUCAGACCAAGAGAAAAAGCAGGAGCGGAAGAGUAAUUAUACAAGGAGAGAAACUGAAUUGCCAUUAAAUUAACCUCAUAAAUCGUUACUGAACAUACUACUGAUACAACUAUUUUUGGAGGGUAUCGAGUAAUAAAUCAGAAGAAAUCCCACUCGUUCACACUUGCCUUUUCUAGUGUCAAAGGUUUGGCAGCCAUGUAGAGGACCUGAGGUUUAUGAAACACCAAAGUACAUCACGAGUUCUGUGAAUCACCACGGUGAAUCUCUUAAAACCACAACUCAUAAAAGCGUCCGUUCUGCAGAGCCCUGCGCUGUUUCAUGAUAGACUUUCAGGAACAUGGGCUCCUCUGUGGUUCCUACAAAUGUUUUUGUUUGAAAUUAGAUCGCUAACACUAUAUGAUCACUAUGAUAAAGCUUGACAAGUCCUCACAGAGUGCACUGACUGCGACGAAAAAUAAAUGAUAUUUUCACAAA